Messenger RNA from Micromonas pusilla CCMP1545, 714 nucleotides. RefSeq lists its product as uncharacterized. Gene Ontology annotation, molecular function: protein binding. NCBI's taxonomy places the organism in Eukaryota, Viridiplantae, Chlorophyta, Mamiellophyceae, Mamiellales, Mamiellaceae. The annotation marks the transcript as partial. The transcript has a single exon. The record is from RefSeq and is a predicted model, not a curated record.
CCUGCGCACGGUGGUAACAGCGUGAGCUCCAUUUGCAGCGGUGGCCCUGGCGUCUUGAUCACUGGCGGGCACGAUGGAUCCGCGGCGAUGUGGCAGUGGUGCGUCGAUGGCGACGCCGGCGACGUGGUGACGCACCGGUGGAGCGAGCACCCCGGACCUGUCACGCGCGUUGCGCACCUUCCGCUCGCAGGUCGCGUCCUCACGGGAUGCCGCGACGGCGUUGUCCGCGCCUGGCCUUCAUUUGACGACGACACGCCCGCGCUUACACUUUGUGGACAUACCUUAACCGUCACCGGGCUUGACGGGUUAGAGGAGCUUAGCGCGGCGUGCAGUGGAUCAAGAGACUACACCUUACGGCACUGGGAUUUGCAUACCGCUAAAUGCGUGCAAAUGGCAGCUGUGUCCCGCAAUGUGGUAACAAGCUUGCGAAGGUGUCCAGGUGAAUGCACAGUUGUACAAUCGAGUGAGGACUUGAAAAUCCGCACAUGGGAUGUUCGUGACUUCUCAUCUGGGCCUUGUCAGACCUUAGAGGGUCACGUGAAUAUUCCCCAGUGCAUUGACGUUUCUCCAUGCGGUAGAUAUAUCUUGAGUUGCAGCAACGGCUUCGAGGGCAGCGGUGGGUCGGAGGUUCGUUUCUGGGAUCGGCGCACGGGGAAGGUACUACAGGAAUGGAGAGAUCAUGACAUGUCUGUUAAUGGGUGUGUAUUUCUACCA